AUGGUGGCACUGAGCAAGGCUAAAGUGACUGUGAAGGGCAGAGUUAAACAGAAAAGGAAUGGUGAUGACGUAAUAGGGUUACUUGGGAGAGAAGGGGGCCCGUCCCCGGCGCUGGGACAAGGGGCGAGGGGCCCGGCGCUGGCAGGAAAUGCCCCACAUGAGCCGUCGCCUGCCCCGGGCCGGCUGUCGAGAGACACACCCCGGCCUGCCCCCGCCGCGACGCCGGAGAAAUCUGGCCCCGCGGAGCUCAGCCCCUCCGGCAGAGAAAGCAGGAGGACAGCGCUCCACCGGUCCCAAGCAGCGCUUACCUUUCUCGGGCCGCCGGAGAAAGCGGAAGGAAGUGGCCCCGCCCGGCCAGCCCCGGAAGACUGUGAGGGGGCCCGGCUGCGUCGGAGCCGUGGCCGGGCGGGGAGCGGCUACGGCCCGCGCCUGCGUCUGCUUCCCUGGAGCAGCGCCGACCCACCGCCACCUCCCGGUCUCGCUGCCGGGCUCCACCGCCACCUCCCGGCUGCCGGCCGCAGGGACCAGCCCGCAGUGCCCCGCUUGGCUCCCCUCACGCCCCGGCCCCUCGGCCCUGCCAGCGUCUCCUACUACAUGAGCCGUUCUCGCCCCCCCGUGGUCUGUUCCAGCAGGCGAACAGCGAGCGCGUCGAGAAGUGAGGAACCACAUGGUGCUGGAGGCUGUCCCAUGAAUAUUUUUUCUGGAAAUGAAAUCUUGUUCUUUAAAGAAGAAGUGACAAGAUCUAUUUUGACCAUGUUGGAGUGAAAAGCCCUGCUUAUCUGCUUUGAUUUUAAUACUAUGAUGCUUAUGUAAGUAUAUAAAUAAAUUUUAAUAUUAGCAAGAAGAAAAUUAAACAAAUAAAAAAGGCACUUUCAUCAAUCAAAAAUAAUUUUGCAAGAAAAAGUUAUCCUGAAAAUGUCAGUUGGGGGGGUGUUCCUCUAGGAAUACUGAAAAAAUUGUUCCACUUUCUCUGAAAUUAAAAAUGCAAUGCCCUUCUUUAAGGAUAAGCUUUCUAAAGCAAGGAAUGUAAACAUGAAUUUUAUUUUGUAUUUUGUCUUUCAUAAAAAAGUCUCCAUUUCUGUUCCGCUUUGCUUUGGUUUUUCACAGUGAAACAUAAUAGUUUUAGAGUAUCCUAAAUGGUGAUAUGACACCUCAGUACUUAUGAAAUCAACAGCU
This is a messenger RNA of Pipra filicauda (Wire-tailed manakin), 1176 nucleotides long. Its product is annotated as proline-rich proteoglycan 2-like. The transcript is spliced from 4 exons. NCBI's taxonomy places the organism in Eukaryota, Metazoa, Chordata, Aves, Passeriformes, Pipridae. The coding region runs from base 1 to 765 and encodes 254 amino acids. The record is from RefSeq and is a predicted model, not a curated record.